CACGCCCAGAACGUGGUGCACGGAGACAUGAAGCCCGACAACGUGCUGCUCAGCGGCAGCGGCCUGGUCAAGAUUGCAGACUUUGGGCAGGCCCAGUUUUUCAAUGAGGGCGCUGACGUGUUUGACAAGACGCUGGGCACACCCGCAUUCAUGGCCCCCGAGAUGCGCUCUGGCGACGCCUACCACGCCAAGCCCGCUGACAUGUGGGCGCUGGGCAUCACGCUCUACUGCUUCGUGUUUGGGGACCUUCCCUUCAAGGGCGCCAGCCUGGAUGAGCUGUACACGGCGAUACAGCGGCAGGAGGUGCAGUAUCCCGCCAACACACCCAUCAGCGAUGGCCUUCGCUCUGUGCUGGAUGGGCUGCUGAGCAAGGACCCAGCGCGGCGGCCAAGCAGCCUCGAGCUGCUGCACCACCCCUGGGUGGCGGAGCCGGAGGAGGGGCGGCAGGCGGUGGGGCUGGAUGAGCCUCUGGAGCUGACCCGCAUGGAUGAUGCGCCGUCCCUAGAGAAGUGGAUGAACGACCUGGCGGUGGAGGAGCCACAGCCUGUGGGGCGGCUGCCGCUGGCAAACGAGGUGGCCAUCUCUGUGUUUGGGAGGGGCAUGCUGGAGAAUGCGGAGCCCAUCACCGCUCAGAACAUCAUGGGCGUGAUCCAGGAGUCCAACACAGAAGCUUCCGCCUUCCCGCUGCUGUCUGGCAUGACGGGCGCGGACGCGCCGUGGGGCGACCCCUCCCUGCGCAGCAGCACCCUGCGCGGCAGCGACAGCGGCGCGGUGGCCGACGCGUGGAUGGCGGAGCAGCAGCUGGGCAGC
This is a messenger RNA of Chlorella variabilis, 810 nucleotides long. RefSeq lists its product as hypothetical. The transcript has 7 exons. The annotation marks the transcript as partial. The record is from RefSeq and is a predicted model, not a curated record. Gene Ontology annotation, cellular component: cytoplasm. Gene Ontology annotation, biological process: intracellular signal transduction; protein phosphorylation. NCBI's taxonomy places the organism in Eukaryota, Viridiplantae, Chlorophyta, Trebouxiophyceae, Chlorellales, Chlorellaceae. Gene Ontology annotation, molecular function: ATP binding; protein serine/threonine kinase activity.